AGCGGGUCUAGGUGGGAAGCAGUCUUGGGGAGGAGGAUGAGGAGGAGAACCCACAGUCUGUGACAGUGACAAUUGCUUCUCUCCGCGGCUUUCCAACCCUGCUUCAGCUUCAUCAUCACCAGCAUCAUCAUCAUCAUCAUCAUCAUCAUCGCCCUCAGCAACAGCCGCUUCAAGCCGCAGCAGUGGGGGCAGCGUCCAUCGACAGCGUGGAGCACAAAUAAGCAGCACGCAUCUUCAAGAGGCGCUCGACUCGACGGGGAAGAUGGGGAAAUGGCAGUUGGCCAAAUGUAAGGAUCAAGAGAUUAAACGAGGUCUUGAUUUAUGAUACAAACCCGAGUUUAUGCAUCAAUAGGAAAUAUUCAAACAACAAGAGACUACCCCAUCUGAAAGCAUAAGGAAACAUGGAUGUAUCUUCAUCCUCGCUGCAGUAUGGAUCAAAAAAGCGGGUAAAGAUUCACCCAAACACAGUGACAGUGAAGUAUGCCACUCACUUCCCCCAGCCUGGCGAUGAAGGGUACGAUGAUGCACCCUCUUUUGAGGAGUUUGGUGCCUUCGCCGAGGCUAAUGUGGGAAAGAGACUGGUGUCGGACACCAAAGGUAGCAGGACUUUGUUUGGAACCAUGGAGACCCAGCCUAAGCAGCCAAGUGUGCAAAAAGACAAGGGGGUAGGGGGCCAGCUGGCCAGCUUCGGAGAGGCGAAUGUGUUGGCCUCCAGGGUGACCUGGAUGGCCUUGUUUGGGGCAGCAGUGGCUCAUGGUUGUGUGGCACUCAUUACUCGUUUAGCAGCUGACCGCUCUAAAGUGCCCUCCCUCGAGAUUCUCUUCAUCCGCUCCGUGAUCCAGGUGCUGUCCAUCCUGGUGGUCUUCUACUACCACGAGGCCCCGUUUGGCCCUAAGGGCUACCGGCUGCGUCUCUUCUUCUACGGUGUGUGCAAUGUAAUCUCUAUCACCUGCGCCUACACCUCUUUCGCUAUAGUACCACCCAGUAACGGCACCAUCAUGUGGCGUGCCUCUACCACAGUCUUCAGUGCGGUACUGGCCUUCCUGUUGCUGGAUGAGAGGCUGGGCUACACAGAUGUGGUCACGGUUGUGGGAAGCGUGUUCGGUCUGUGCCUGGUCAUGGUGCCGAAUGUGGCAGACGAGGAGAAGUCCAGGCUGGGGUUUUGGAAGGAGGCCUUUGGCUACACAAUGACAGUGAUGGCUGGCUUGACCGCUGCCCUCUCCAUGAUCGUCUAUAGAGCCAUUAAGGAGCGGGUCAGCAUGUGGACGGCACUCUUUACCUUCGGCUGGACGGGCACGGUGUGGGGUGCCUCCACCAUGUUUAUCAUGCAGGAGCCCAUCAUUCCUCUGGAUGGGGAGACCUGGGGCUAUUUAAUUGGGAUCUGCAUCUGCUCCACUGUGGCGUUCCUCGGAGUCUACUAUGCUCUAAACAAGUUUCAUCCAGCCUUAGUUAGUACAGUGCAGCACCUAGAGUUCGUGGUGGCCAUGUUCCUCCAGCUCAUUGUUCUGAGGAUGAUCCCGUCUGUCUACGACGUCAUCGGAGGCCUGGUCAUCAUGGUCAGUGUGUUCACCCUGACGGGAGUCAAGCUGUACAGGGUGAGCAGGGCCAUUCGGCAGGAUUAUCAAGAGAUCCUAGACUCACCCAUCAAAUGAGUUUUGAUAUGUCAGUCUAUUUGUUUACAAUGUUGCUUGGUUGUGCAAUUUAAAGAAUGUCUGGAUCUUCAUCUGAUGAUUUUGUAUUGCUGUGUUGUUGGAAGGGUGCCAGUUGUGUAACUAAUGUCUUAAUAUUUGUGUGUGAAAUAAAAGACAAAUGUAACAUGGUGACAUAUGUCCCCCUGAUAGUACUGCUUUAAUGUCAAAUUGUGUCGAAGACCAAAAUGUCCAAAAAAGAAGAAAAAACGAGUCAGUUUAAUUCAUGUGAUUUAUUUUGCUCUAACAUUUUGAACCAUGUUGAAUCUGGUCUUGUGAGUGGUGGUGUAAGAUAACCAUUUUAAUGAUACACACCUUUUAUAGUAAUAAGGUGUGGUGCAUCCCUCUACUGUCACACUGCCACAGUUGUCUCACUGUGUAAAUGUCAGCCCAGAAAUCAUUCAUACUACAUACAAGGAAUGAAAGAAUAAAAAUAAAUACCAUCCAUGUUUCAUAAAAUAACUGGUAUUGCUUUUCUUAGCCUUAAUCUGUUGCUUGCCAAGAUGUGUCAUUUCCUCAAACAAAAUACUAUAAUAGAGGAAACAGCAUAGGAACAGGGGUGGCUAUAUGGUUUAUGGAAGAUCAAUCCUUAGUGUAUGCACAAGCUUUCCCUUUCAGUGCUUUCUUUCUGCCUCUCACGUAAGUUCUUGCACCAGCAGCCGCUUGAUAUUUAACACUAGUGGUUACAUCCCUGGGCGCUGCUUCUGUUUCCUUUCAGACGCAUAUCAAACUAAUGCCCAGAGGCAGGUGCACUGUAUUGAAUUAGUGCCCUUUUACAACAUGAAACCAUCAGAUUUUUUUUUUACUAGUGGACAAUUCAGUGGUUCACCAGUGCCGUUUCCUUUCUCUGUAUAGAGAACCAAGCCCAGGCAGUCAGUCUCUGUGAUUUCCCCACGGCAAAGCAACAGUGAUGGAAUGAGAUAAAGACAUAAUGAUGACGCAGAGCAGAUGAAAGAGGCCAUGUUGCGGUUCAAAACUGACACGACAUGGAUGUUUCACAAAGAGCCCAGCAGGUGGCAUUCACAAUCCACUACAUCACUUAGUCAGAGUUAGCUGUAGUGAAACAUUAUUACAGUCAAUCAUGAUGGUGAUAGUUUCAUAUCCAGUGGUUGAUAAUGAUUAGCUGAGGACAGUUAUUGCAUCAAAACAACUCAAACACUUGGCAAGACACACUUCAUCCAAACCCUGUUUAUUUAGUGAGCAGAAGUAGAAUUAUUGGACAACGUAAUGACCUGAUAAAGGGUUAUAAAUGUAUGACACUCUGUUGAAUGUUUAACAUAUUUCUAUUGCAACCGGAAAUAAUCAGCAUUGUGGUUAUAACCACACGCAAAGCAGAAGUGUUGCUCAAAUCAAAUCAUUCAUUGUGAUGAUAAUCUACUACCACUAAAAUGAUAAGUAACCCACAAGCUUAAUUAAUUUACAACCAAAAGUUGCACAACAAUCAUGAACACGUAACAAUGUGAAAUUGUCUUUUACUUUGAAGACACACUUUGCCUGUCAUGUCACAUUUUCUUUUAAAACACUAUGGUUGAGAGCUAAAGUUUAUUUUUCAAA
This is a messenger RNA of Anarrhichthys ocellatus (wolf-eel), 3242 nucleotides long. It is a transcript of the gene slc35g2b, whose product is annotated as solute carrier family 35 member G2b. The transcript is spliced from 2 exons. The coding region runs from base 402 to 1652 and encodes 416 amino acids. Gene Ontology annotation, cellular component: membrane. The record is from RefSeq and is a predicted model, not a curated record. Lineage: Eukaryota; Metazoa; Chordata; Actinopteri; Perciformes; Anarhichadidae.